Symbiodinium sp. CCMP2592 is the source of this 2646-nucleotide messenger RNA. NCBI's taxonomy places the organism in Eukaryota, Dinophyceae, Suessiales, Symbiodiniaceae. The record is from the annotation of a GenBank genome assembly.
AUGUCCUUCCUGCAGCAUGUGGCCACGCUGCGUGGCUCCCUACAAUGGCCGCCGGCCGGGAAGGACGGCGUCGACGCACGCCGGAGCAAAGCCCUAAAAGGCUCAGGCAUAAGACUUUCAGAGCUGUUGCAAGGCAUCUCGGCCGCUGUCGCCAAGCUUCGUGGCGCAGUCGCCCGCGGCAAAGGCGGAGGCGUGAGGAUGCGUGAGAUGGCUCAGGCCCCUCAAGCGAAGCUCGCGUGCAUCUCGCUGCAAAGUCGGCUGCAGACUUCCUCAUCUCGGCCGAAGUUCUGUGGCUGGGACAGCAUGGGACAGCGACAGACAUCCCGAGAACAACAUUCCUUGUCCAGUGCCACGAAGGCCGCAGCUGGAGCCACGGCAGCUGGCCUUGACUGCCUGGUCCUUGGUCCGGCUCGCGACGACGGGUCGGGAUACCGACGAAGUGAGGUCCUCAGUCCGCACGUGUCCUCAAGUGCCGCAUGGGGGCCUCGCAGCACACUGACGGAGUCGCUUCGGCAGAGGCUGGAGGAGUUCGGCCCCCACGAGUUGUCCAUGAUGCUUUGGGCCUUUGCGGCUGGCCCCGCCGGGAAGGCUUCCCAGAGUGGAUGCGGUACUUUCCUGGAAGGUGAGAGGCGCAAGGAGUUGGCAGAGAUGCUGGCGCCUGAAGCUUUGAGAAAGCUUGGUGAAGCCUCCUUCAUGAGCAUCAGCAAUUCGCUUUGGGCAUGCACAACCCUCCGUGUGCUUCCGGCUUUGCCUGGCCUCUGCAUGGCAGCAGCGACGCGCACCGCCACGGCAGACAUCUCCGAGCUCUCCCCGCAAUCACUUUCUAACGUCGCUUGGGCGUUGGCGCUCUCGGUGCUCUCCGACUCCGAUGCGCAGCGGACGGCCUUCGACCGUGCGAUGUCAGUGGCUGCCGAGACAGCCCUACGCCGUACCGCGGAGUUUCGACCGGCAGAGCUAGUUGCUCUCUCCUGGGCUCUGGCAACCAGCCAGGCUUCUGACUCCUGGCUGUCACGAGAUGCCACUGAGCAGCGCAGAGACGUGGCCUUGUCGGCGGUGGAAGCCACCCUGGCCAACACUCCGAAUUCGCGACAAGGAGUGCCGCUGCUGGCGCAAGCUGCUUGGGCUUGCGCCAAUUUUCCAACCGCUGCUCUUUCCAAACCUUUGUGGAGCCGGCUUGCCGAAGCCUUGCAGGUGGGCCUCCAGGGAGGAUGCCGGAGCACCUCCAGUCAAGAUCUGGCAAAUGGCAUUUGGGCGCUGGCGGUAGCUUCCGUCGCACACGCUGAUUCGUCAUCAUUCUCAGCGCUCGCUGGAGAAGCUGCCAAACGUGACUUCGAGCCUCGGCAGCUAGCGGCCUGUGCAUGGGCUUUGGCGUCUUCCCGCCAUCGUGAUCCUGCGUGGCUGAAGGCCCUGGAGCGAUCGAGCCUCCGGGUGAUCGAGGAGCUCCAGCUGUCGGAGGUUGCUGCAAUCUCUUGGGCGUGGGCAGCAUCGGAAGCCGGCGAGUCGCUGAUUGAGGCGCUACUCCCACGAGCUGAGCAACUGCUUGAGGGACCAAGCCCAAGGUGGACAAGGACGUCUCGGGGUGGGCCGGGCUUUGUCGAAGCCUUGCUGCAGCUUGCAUGGGCCGGCUCCUUCGGACAAGUUUCCCGUGCGUCUGGCCUGAACAAGCUCAUUCAAGACCGCCUCCGCAGAGAGGGGAGACUCAGGGAUUCGCAGACUCGCGGAAGGAUGGCCGAACCAGCUUCAGCAAUGUUGGUGGAUCAGGUGCCGACGCACUCGUCCAACUCGCCAACGAUCGUUGUCAACGAGGAGCAGCAGGGUUUUGUGGUUCUUCACAAGCCUGUCCACUGGGAGGUGGACGGUGCCGAUGGCGUCGGUUCUGCGAGCCGGCCCAUACCACUUUCUGGCUACAUGCAGAUCCAGUUCCCCAACAGGCCUUUGCUUUCUGACGCCUCUGCCGGUGGCGGUUUUCUCGGAAGGUUGGAUGCGCAGUCAUCUGGCCUUGUGAUCAGUGCGCUGACCUACGAGGCGCAUUUGCUUCUGCAGUUCCGGCAAGACACUCAUUCUGUGGCCCGAGAGUACGUGGCACUGUGCCACGGCUUGGUGCCAGAGGACUUGCACGAGAUCCGCCUUCCAAUCCUUGUGCGCGCGGGGGCCUCCAGCGAAGUCCAUGCGAGCGGCGUGGCGGCCGUCACGCGGCUUCGAGUCCUCGCCCGGUGCAGCUCUUCAACGGAAGAUUACAGCCUGGUGGUGCUGUCCAUUCUGACGGGACGCAAGCAUCAGAUCAGAUGCCAUCUUUCACAUGUGGGUCAUCCUGUCGUCUGUGAUGGGCGCUAUGCACCGCAGGCGCUGCAAAGCGAUUUGCAGUGGUGUCCACGGCUCUUCCUCCACCGCUUCCGUCUUGAAUUUCCAGGCCUGGACGACGGCACGAUCGAGGCCAGCCACGGGUUACCGAACGACCUCCAGGAUGUCCUGCGCAGACUGUGUCCUCAGAGCCGCACGAGGAUGUCCGAGGACGUCUUGAGCCUUUGGUCCCGAGGGGAUUCGCUACCGUUCCACGAAUGGGCAGCGCGGAGCAAUGCUCGUGCGCAAAACGCAAAAGGUCUUUUGAGUGUGGUCUCAUCCCAUGCUCUCUUCAGCAGCAUCUGA